UGGUGGAUUGAAAAUAGAAAACCAAAACAAAGCAAAAAAAUUGAGCCUUGUCAGUGCCUUUUGAUCACAUUUUGUCCAAUUUUCCCGCAGAUUUCUUUGCUCGUAAGUCGUGAUGUCUAACGUCGGCAACGUUAAUGCGUUCGGAAAGAGUUCGCGAGAAGGACGGAGCGAGAAGCAACAGCAAGUCAGAGAUUUGAAAGAUUUGCGGAGUAAGACGGAUGCCCUGCUCCUCGAAUUGCUCCAGAGACAAAGUCAUAUCCUCCUUCAAAAGAGUCUGAUGGGAAAGCUGGGCUGAUGGAGGCGAGAAAAUAAAUGGCCUGGUUAAUCGUAUUGAGGUGGAACUAAAAUGCAGAAAAGAACUGAAGAAUGCCGGUGCCCAGAAUUUAGCAGCCAAUUUUUGGAGAAAGAAUCGAGUGGAACAUCGGCAAUGAGGAGGUGAAACCUGCACUGCCAGAAAAAUCUUCUGACCCUCUUUUAAAUUAUUUGAAGCAACAAAAAACAAAUAUGAAGAUUAUGGACCCAUUUGCGGAGCAAAUUUGUUCGAAAUUCGGUUCUCCAAAAGAAGACAUUUUGGCAACUGAGAGAUUUUUGCCUCGCUGAAGUUCAGAGGCCAGUAGAAGACUUUCGCCACGCUCGGGAAGUAGUGUGGAAAAUCACAGCACGCAGGAAAUUCCUAGAAGAGACUCUUUGCUGCUGCAGGGGAAACAAAUUAAUGCAGAAUCAAAACUCAUCUAAUAAAAUGAUGGACCCAUUUGCGGAGCAACUUUGUUCAAAAUUGGGCUCUCCAAAAGAAGACGCUUUGGCAACUGAGAGAUUUUUGCCUCACCGAAGUUCAGAGACCAGUAGAAGACUUUCGCCACGCUCGGGAAGUAGUGUGGAAAAUCACAGCACGCAGGAAAUUCCUAGAAGAGACUCUUUGCUGCUGCAGAAACAAAUUAAUACAGAAUCGAAACUCCUCAAAGCAAACACGCAGCUUGCAUCGUGGAGGCAAUUGGCUGCUGUUAUUGAUAGUGAUGAAAGUGACGCUGAAGACGAAGAGCAAAGUGACGAAGAAGUAGACCCAGAAACAAAGGCUGAAGAAGAAGACGCUCCAGAGCUACCUGAUUUCGACGAUGCUGCAAUUCCAGAAAGAUGAAUUAAUUCUUCCAGACAGUAUUUUUUUUUAUUACACAACUGAAUCUCGUCUCUUCGUCAUCUUUUCAUUUAUUUAUUGUUUCAUA
This is a messenger RNA of Cloeon dipterum, 1220 nucleotides long. RefSeq lists its product as uncharacterized. The transcript is spliced from 5 exons. The record is from RefSeq and is a predicted model, not a curated record. Lineage: Eukaryota; Metazoa; Arthropoda; Insecta; Ephemeroptera; Baetidae. The coding region runs from base 713 to 1135 and encodes 140 amino acids.